Messenger RNA from Sebastes umbrosus (honeycomb rockfish), 3496 nucleotides. Its product is annotated as multidrug and toxin extrusion protein 1-like. Bases 277 to 2037 code for a protein of 586 amino acids. Lineage: Eukaryota; Metazoa; Chordata; Actinopteri; Perciformes; Sebastidae. Gene Ontology annotation, molecular function: antiporter activity; xenobiotic transmembrane transporter activity. Gene Ontology annotation, cellular component: membrane. Gene Ontology annotation, biological process: xenobiotic detoxification by transmembrane export across the plasma membrane. The transcript is spliced from 17 exons. The record is from RefSeq and is a predicted model, not a curated record.
CCUGCUAGUCAUGUGUGUUUAAUUAAAGGCAUGUGUAUUUACACUUUCAUUCCUCUGAAUUUUGGUGAAACAGUGAAAAUCUGUGAGUGGAAAACAACCAGCUUAAUUUUGGCACAGUUUUAAGGGGAGUGCACAGCUUGCUGGUGGGCCGAGAGUGGAGAGAUCUGACUUGUAGCAAUGCCCCAGCAUACUGUCCUGUAUAUACCCACUCUCACAGAGAGAGAGAGAGAGAGUAGGGUUGGCGGACGUUGCCUUGGUUAUUGAUUAUUAUCCAGUAUGGAAGAUUUAGCAGCAAAAAACGCAUGUAGAGGAGUAAAUGGACAGUCCAAAACAGACGAAUCAACUUCUCCUGCUGCUCACAGCGUUGACUCACGCUGCGGAUCCUGCCUGAAAAGCAUUAAGUUGUGGGUACCUGUGGACUACAAGAAUGAAACGGUUCAGCUUUUAAAACUGGCGGGACCCGUGUUCAUUUCACAUACGAUGGGCUUCCUCAUCGGCUUCGUCAGCAUGGUGUUCUGCGGUCACCUGGGGAAAACAGAGCUGGCGGGGGUCGCGUUAGCAAUAGCGGUAAUAAAUAUCACAGGUAUUUGCAUUGGCAGUGGUUUGGCAUCAACGUGUGAUACUCUCAUAUCUCAGACUUAUGGGAGUGGUAACCUAAAGCGUGUAGGAGUGAUACUCCAGAGGGGAGUUUUGAUUCUGCUCCUAGCUUGUUUCCCCUGCUGGGCCGUGCUCGUUAACACUCAGCCCCUUCUGCUGGCUGUCAAGCAGAGCGCAGAGGUGGCCAGACUCUCCCAGCUGUAUGUGAAGAUCUUUAUGCCAGCUCUGCCAGCUGCCUUCAUGUACCAGCUGCUGGGGAAGUACCUUCAGAAUCAGGGCAUCAUGUGGCCCCAGGUGAUAUGCGGAGCCACAGGGAACGUUUUAAAUGUAAUAAUCAACUACAUCUUUCUCAACCGUCUGGAUCUGGGGGUCGCUGGAUCUGCAGCUGCCAAUGCCAUCUCACAGUAUUCCUUGGCUGUGUUCUUGUUUGUGUACAUCUGCUCCAGGGGACUGCACAAAGCUACAUGGGAUGGCUGGUCAGGAGACUGCCUACAGGAGUGGGGUCCUUUCCUCCACCUGGCCAUGCCCAGCAUGCUGAUGCUUUGUCUGGAGUGGUGGCUGUAUGAGAUCGCAGGCUUCCUGGCAGGCAUCAUCAGUGAGGUUGAGUUGGGAGCUCAAUCUAUAGUUUAUGAGAUGGCUGCUAUCGCUUACAUGUUUCCAAUGGGUUUUUCUGUUGCCGCCAGUGUUCGGGUUGGAAAUGCUCUUGGUGCUGGGAACACAGAGCAAGCCAAGCUGUCCAGCAAGGUCUCCCUCAUCUGUGCAUUCAUUCUCUCAUGUUUCAUCGGCGCGUGUCUUGGCGUGUCCAAGGAUGUUGUUGGUUACAUUUUCACCACUGAAAAAGACAUUAUUCAGAGGGUGGCCGAUGUCAUGAAGAUGUACGGUUUCAUCCAUGUUGCUGACACCUUUGCGGGUGUGACCGGAGGUAUUGUCAGGGGGGCAGGGAAGCAAAAGAUUGGUGCUGCGUGCAACUUGGUGGGUUUCUACUUUAUUGGGUUUCCCAUUGGAGUGUGUUUGAUGUUCCCUGUCAAAAUGGGCGUUGUGGGGCUGUGGUUGGGGUUAUUCAUUUCUGUUUCGGUACAGUCAGUGUUUUUUUUAGUUUUCCUGUGUAAACUAAACUGGAUGAAAGUCACUGACGAGGCACUGGUAAGAGCAGGAGUCAGCAUUACAGAGAGGAACAAGAUCUUCAUGAUAGAAAACAAAGCCCUGGACUCUGGUGAGAAACAGACCCACAUGAAGACCAGUCGAUCCACUUCUUUGAGUCCAGUGGAGGGGAAGGAGGAAGCCCUCGUUGCAGGUCAGCAGACUUCAGAUGACGUGGCUCUGUCAGUCAGGCAGCUGGUGGUACGACGUGGCCUCGCUGUGCUGCUCAUGUUCAUCAUCCUCGCUGCUGGAGUCUUCAUCAGCGAGUUGCUCAUCAGGCUGCUUGAAUUACACGAGUGACCAUUAUUAGACCUCAUGUGUGCAACACGAAACAAAGCUCUGUGAGUCUGCCUUCCAGAGUACAGAUGCAUCUUCAUGUUUAGCAGUAUAAAAACAAACAUAGACACCUUCAAUCUGCAGCAAAAUUAUACGUACUACAACAUAUCUUUGGCAGCUUCCAUCUUACCAUCUGAAGCACUUUGUAAUGACAAAUUUCCAUUCCAUACUCACACUUUCACGAACCUUCUUACCAUUUCUUAGGCACUAAUGAUGGGAAAAUAGCUGCUUUAUAAUGAUAUAUGCUACACAGGUUUAAAAAAAAUGUUCUGUAACAGCAUUACAGUAAAUACAUGGAAUUAUUGCACCACUUUGAUAACUUGGAAGAUUUGAAAAGUUGUUGAAUUUUUUCAGAUCCAUUUUGUCAUUCAUACCGAAGUAAUUGUCUUUAAAGUUAAAUCUAUUUAUAGUAUUUCUUGCUCUAUUCUUAUUAAUAAUUCAAACCCAGUCACAUUUGCAGUUCAUACUGUAUAUUAGUCAUGUUUUGGAAAAUAUAAUAUAAUAAGAAACACGACUGAAAUGAGGCAACCAAUUAAAGGCUGAGCUGAAAAAAUUCUGUAUAGGGAUGUCUCCUUUAUAUAGAAACAUGCUGUGUAAGAUGGCUUCCAAUCAAGACACUGACGAAAUAUAUGUUCUCAUUAUGAAAUAUAUAGUCUGAAUGGAUGCCACAAUUAGAAAGAGCAUGAUUAAAUGCUAUAUUUAGGCUACAGCGUAUCCGUGGACGUGUGCUUUCAUCAUCAAAGACAGAAAAGCUGCUCUUUUUCUUUGGUUUAUUUUUUCUUCCCUUUGAUCUGCAUUGCCAAAUUUGAUGAUAAUGAAAGGUCUGUACGCUCACGUUGCAACGUGCGGGCUGGAUGAAGACAUGUCAGACUGAGCAAAUCAACCACCUGUUCACUCUGUGUAGGGGCAGAUAACUAGCUAGCUCAGGCUUCACUGAGGCUCACAAAUGAAGAAUUCACCUGGUUAACAGCAAACGUGAUUUUCUGAAAUACGUGCAUGUAUGGUGUUUCUCUACAGAUCCUCUAAAAGCAGUGGAUCGACAUUUUGGGAAAUACGCUUAUUCAAGUUGUAUGAGAAGAUUGAUACCGCUCUUGUACCAAUGAAUUAUAAACAACCUGUUAGCCUAGCACAAAGACUGGAAACGGGGAGAAACAGCCAGCCUGGCUCUGUCCAAAGGUAACAAAAUUCCCCUACUAGCACCUCUAGAGCUCACUGAUUAACAAGUUAUGUGUAAUUUGAUUAGUCCAUACUGGUAGAGCAACCGGUUGCUGGCUGUGGCCUCGUAUUAACCAUACAGACUUGAGAGCGGAAUUGAUCUAACUCUAUACCAGAAAGCGAAUAAGCUAGGGCUGUCAGUCGAUUAAAAUAUUGAAUCACAAUUAAUUGCAAAUUAAUCACACAUUUUUUUAUCGGUUCAAAUUGU